Molecule: messenger RNA, 5425 nt
Organism: Scatophagus argus
Lineage: Eukaryota; Metazoa; Chordata; Actinopteri; Scatophagidae
Gene: asap1b
Product: ArfGAP with SH3 domain, ankyrin repeat and PH domain 1b
Exons: 29
Coding region: 632-4144 (1170 amino acids)
Biological process (GO): positive regulation of GTPase activity
Cellular component (GO): cytoplasm
Molecular function (GO): protein binding; GTPase activator activity
Source: RefSeq, a predicted model, not a curated record
CUACACUUGACACAGGCUCUGAGAAGCUUGAGCGCGGCCGAGCAGGAGAGAGAAUAGCAGCGAAUGUGUCUGCGGCAGCGUUUAGCAUUAAAAAACGUCAACUACAACUGAAGAAGAGAGGACCAAACCCCGUCGCAGUUCGAGACGACUCGGCAGACCAUGGACUAUGAUAAAUUUUAAACAAAGGCUGGUAACGGCGGGUUGCUUUGACGACAAGCGGGUUAUUGAACAUCUGUAGAGCAUAAUGAGGGCAUCCGCUAUUCUUUACGGUGGUUUUUCCUCCGCGGUUUAGUUAGACGCAGGGUGACACUAUUUAUAAAUGUGUCGUUUUUAGACAUCCUCUGAAUAAAUAGACACACCGCGGGGGCACAGCCUGCAGAAAUUUAGUUAAUUCCCUCCUCGUAUGGCCCCUGGGGAACAGUGAAGUCACUCGAAAAGUCACCAGAGAAGAAGACACGUCUUAAUCAUCUCUACAGUUUUGCUGUUUUGCGAGGAAAAUCUGCUUGCUCUCCCAGCGGCUAGCGGUCGCACCAGACUCCCCCUGCUUUCUCUCUAUUUUUAAAUCGUACAUGAUUUUGGCUUUCUGAGCAUUCAUCGCCAACCCUCCUGUGGGCAUUUUUCCCGUUAAAGGAUGCCGGAUCAAAUAUCGGUGUCCGAGUUUCUCUCGGAGACGACAGAGGAUUACAAUUCCCCGACAACAUCCAGCUUCACCACCCGACUGCAGAGCUGCAGGAACACAGUGAAUGUGUUGGAGGAGGCUUUGGACCAGGACCGAACUUCACUGCAGAAGGUGAAGAAGUCAGUGAAGGCAAUCUACAGUUCAGGACAAGACCAUGUCCAGAAUGAGGAGAACUAUGCCCAGGCUCUGGACAAAUUUGGCAGCAACUUCAUCAGCCGGGACAACCCCGACCUGGGAACAGCCUUCGUCAAGUUCUCUUCCCUCACCAAGGAGCUGUCGGCCCUACUGAAGAACCUGCUCCAGAGCCUCAGCCACAAUGUGAUCUUCACUCUGGACUCGCUGCUGAAGGGUGAUUUGAAAGGCGUGAAAGGGGACAUAAAGAAGCCCUUUGACAAAGCAUGGAAAGACUACGAGGCCAAGUUUACAAAGAUCGAGAAGGAGAAGCGAGAGCACGCCAAGCAGCACGGGAUGAUCCGCACAGAGAUCACCGGGGCUGAAAUCGCUGAGGAGAUGGAGAAGGAGCGACGCCUCUUCCAGCUCCAGAUGUGUGAGUACCUGAUUAAAGUGAAUGAGAUCAAGACCAAGAAAGGAGUGGACCUCCUCCAGAACCUGAUAAAGUAUUACCACGCACAGUGCAAUUUCUUCCAGGAUGGCUUGAAGACAGCGGAUAAGCUGAAGCAGUACAUCGAGAAGCUGGCAGCUGAUCUCUACAAUAUCAAACAAACUCAGGAUGAGGAGAAGAAACAGCUGACUGCCCUGCGGGAUCUGAUCAAGUCCUCCCUCCAGCUGGACCAGAAGGAGGACUCGCAGAGUAAGCAGGGUGGCUACAGCAUGCACCAGCUGCAGGGAAACAAGGAGUUUGGCAGUGAGAAGAAAGGAUACCUGCUGAAGAAGAGUGAUGGGCUGAGGAAGGUGUGGCAGAGGAGGCAGUGCUCAGUGAAGGGGGGCAUACUCACCAUCUCUCAUGCCACAUCCAACAGGCAGCCCGUCAAACUCAACCUGCUCACCUGCCAGGUCAAGCCCAGCGCUGAAGACAGGAAGUGCUUUGAUCUCAUUUCUCAUAACCGGACAUAUCAUUUCCAGGCCGAAGAUGAACAAGAGUUUGUCAUUUGGAUCUCAGUGCUGACCAACAGCAAGGAGGAGGCUUUGAACAUGGCCUUUCGUGGAGAGCAGAGCAGCGGUGGCGAGGACGGUUUAGAGGACCUGACUAAAGCCAUCAUAGAAGACGUGCUGCGAAUGCCGGGCAACGAAGUCUGCUGCGACUGCGGAGCUGCAGAUCCUAAAUGGCUGUCCACCAACUUGGGGAUCCUGACCUGCAUCGAGUGCUCUGGCAUCCACCGAGAGAUGGGCGUCCACAUCUCCCGCAUCCAGUCCAUGGAGCUCGACAAGCUAGGAACCUCAGAACUCUUGCUGGCCAAGAAUGUAGGUAACAGUAGUUUUAAUGAGAUCAUGGAGGGAAACCUUUCGUCCCCCUCUCCGAAGCCCACUCCAUCCAGUGACAUGACGGUGAGGAAGGAGUUCAUCAACGCCAAAUACGUGGACCACAAGUACGCGAGGAAGACAUGCACAUCUGCGGCAGCUAAAAUGAUCGAGCUGUUUGAGGCGGUUCAGUCCAGGGAUCUGCUGGCCCUCAUCCAGGUCUACGCAGAGGGGGUGGAGCUGAUGGAGCCGCUCCCAGAGGUGGGGCCGGAAGCCGGAGAGACAGCACUGCACUACUCUGUACGGACUGCUGACCAGACUUCACUGCACUUAGUGGAUUUCCUUGUGCAGAACAGCGGUAACCUGGAUAAGCAGACAGAGUGGGGGAACACAGCCCUGCAUUACUGCUGCAUGUACGAGAAGCCUGAGUGCCUCAAGUUACUCCUGCGGGGAAAGCCGGCCACCGAUAUUACCAAUCAGAACGGAGAGACGGCGCUGGAUGUUGCCAGGCGACUGAGGAACACUCAGUGUGAGGAGGCACUUGUGCAGGCUGCAGAGGGGAAGUUCAACCCUCACAUCCACGUUGAGUACGAGUGGAGCCUCAGACUGGAGGAGAUGGACGAGAGCGAUGACGACCUCGACGAUAAGCCGAGUCCCAUAAAGAAAGACCGCUCCCCGAGGCCUCAGAGCUUCUGCCACUCCUCCAGCCUCUCCCCCCACGACAAGCUCUCCCUGCCGGGCUUCAUCAGCCAGCGGGACAAGCAGCAGCGUCUGUCCUACAGCGCCUUCACCAACCAGAUGUACAGCGCCUCCACUGACCUCACUUCCUCCUCCCCCGUGGCCGAUGGCCCGCCGCUGCCACCUAGGAACCAGGGCAAAGCUCCUCCCCCAUCUGGCCCUCCCUCUACACUCACACCAGGAGGCAGCUCCACCCUGUCCAAGAAGAGGCCUCCGCCCCCACCUCCUGGACACAAACGCACCCUGUCUGACCCACCCAGCCCGCUCUCUCACAGUCCACACAGUAAAGGGGGCUUAACUGGGGCUCCAGGUACGUGUAGAGGCAAAGAGCAGCUCCUCUUAAAUGUAGAAGCAUGCAAACAAACGUCUCCCAAGACUGAUGGGAGCGACUCCACCCCUCCGCCUGUCAGCAAGAUGUCCCCUGUUUCUAACAAGUUUGAAGGAAUUCCUCAGCAGCAAAGCACUACUUCAAGCAACACAAAGUCUACACUUGGCCCAAGGGUUCUUCCCAAACUACCUCAAAAAGUGGCAUUGCGGAAGAUUGACACCAUACACCACCCAUCUAUGGAUAAGUCAAGCCAUCCUCCAGAGGUUUUCCAGAAGUCACCGCCAGCAACCGACACUCCACAGAAGGCUCCUCUGGUGGACAGGCCUCAGCUGGGAGACCUGCCCCCCAAACCGCAGCCGUCUGAACUUCCUCCUAAACCCGGAGAACUUCCUCCGAAACCACAGCUCUCUGACCUGCCUCCUAAACCCCAGCUGGGAGACCUCCCACCCAAACCCCAGCUCAAAGACCUGCCUCCAAAGCCUCAUCUCGCAGACAUCCCCCCCAAACCUGGAACAGCCGAGUCAGCUCCCCGGCCGCCUCCUGGAGAGACGGUGCAAAGGCCUCAAACGCAACCUCCACCUCCACCUCAAACUCAACCUCAGCCUCAGCCUCAGCCUCAGCCUCAGCCUCAAGCUCAGCCUCAGCCGCAGCCUCUAGACUCACCAUCACCUAGUCCGCAAGCAACUAUCGGGACCCCCACCCAACAAGCUGCUGAAGACACCAAUGGUACCCCAGCUGGGACUGCGGAGACACCAGUGCCCCUCCCGAGGAAGAUCAACACAGGAAAGAGCAAAGCCCGCCGGGUGAAGACCAUCUAUGACUGCCAGGCUGACAAUGAUGACGAACUGACUUUCGUUGAAGGAGAGGUGAUAAUAGUUACAGGAGAAGAGGACCAAGAGUGGUGGAUCGGACACAUUGAAGGAGAUCCGGAAAGAAAAGGGGUGUUCCCCAUGUCUUUUGUUCACAUCCUGAGUGACUGACAGCCAGAAAGACUUGCACUACACCUCUCCCUAAAUUGGGAGAUCCUGUAAAUAGCCAUCAUAUCACCCCUUGUCACAUGACAAGUAUCCUAAAGAAAAAAAUAAAAAUAACAAUGAAGAAGAAACCCAAGAAGGCUCAUCUAGCCAUGGAUGUCUCAUCCAUGCUGUACAAAGAAUGUGUGUAUUCUUCCUUUACCAGUAUUAUCUUAAUCCUAUAGCACGGCUACGACAAAGCCACUCUCAAAACCCUAGCACUUACUUAAAGUCUAUGUUUAUGCUGUCACUGUGUAUAUAUGUAUGUAAAUAUAUAUAUUUGUGUGUGAGUGUAUAUACAUGUUUUAUUGUACAAAACAUGUACCAUUGCUCUUCUCUACCUGUCAGAUUAAGCAUCAGGGCGGUAGAGUUUGAAUUUUAUCUGUAUUAAUUUUACUGGCCCUUGAGUAAUUAUCAGCUUAUAUUUCUGGAAAAAGGACAAAUGAGAAAUGGAAUGUGAAAUAGGUCAUGUCAUUUGUGUCUUGCAUCCCUGUUUACCACCAUAAUUGACUGAAGAGGCAGGAGUCUCCCACUGAUGUUCCUGAGAUGAAGAGAAUUUCAUUAAAUGUACUCCUUGUUCUUGCUUGCUUUGUGUGUACAUGUAUUAUGGUUGUUUUACAGUAUAGAAACCUGCUGCUACUGUGUGGUGGAAUAUCAAAGCCUGUGGUUCACUGUAGGUCACUAAUUUACUCCUUGUUACACUGUUCACUGUAUGUAUGCUCUGUGUGUGAACUCGAUGCCAUCUCCACAGUCCUUUGACCAUUUCUGUGCAUGGUGUAACAAUGACUGGAGUUGAGUGGAGUGCUGCAUUCAAAGACGCUCACCUCAGGGUUUGAAGAGCCACUAUUAAUCAAGCAGGACUACACAAAAGGGUAUUCCUGUUGUUAAAGCCACUAUUAAUUGCAAGUACAGGAAACUCAAGAGGACAUCUUAGCAAUAACUUGAUUUUCUGACAGGCUUAGGAGUUUCACAUUAACCUGUGUUCACAAUUCAGUGUCUUGUAAAACCCUCACAAGCUUGAAUUUUUUUGUUUUUUUAAAGUUUGAGUCAUGUAAUAUCAUUCCAUGUUACUGGAUUCAGUAGAUUUCCAGGUUUGCCUGUGAGCCAGAGAUGUAUUUUUCAAGUGGACUUUGUAAAAGGCUGGACAGCCAAUGUAUUUUCACCCAGUCCUCACCAACUGGCAGUUCUUCCCAUGUUAAGGAACAAACCCAUCAACCCAUUUUAUCAUUAAAAAGUGCUGUACUUCAA